AGAAACUGAACUCUACUCCCAUCACUCCAUCGUCACAUCACGCAGAGAAACUGAGCUCUACUCCCAUCACUCCAUCGUCACAUCACGCAGAGAAACUGAACUCUACUCCCAUCACUCCAUCGUCACAUUAUGCAGAGAAACUGAACUCUACUCCCAUCACUCCAUCGUCACAUUACGCAGAGAAACUGAACUCUACUCCCAUCACUCCAUCGUCACACGCAGAGAAACUGAACUCUAUUCCCAUCACUCCAUCGUCAUAUCAUGCAGAGAAACUGAACUCUAUUCCCAUCACUCCAUCGUCAUAUCAUGCAGAGAAAUUGAACCCUACUCUCUCCAUUCCGCCAUCAUAUCAUGCAGAGAAAUUGAACCCUACUCUCUCCACUCCGCCAUCAUAUCAUACGGUGAAACUGAACUCUACUCCCCCCACGUCACGUGCAAACGAGCUCCGUACUCAAGAAGUGGUCCCCAUUGUAUUUGAAUCUCCAUCUACCUCUUCGGUUUCUCCAUCAGCUUUAGAUGGUACUAUUCUAUUUAACCGGUACAAGCUCAAAGGGAAACCAGAAUUCGAUGUCAGCAAAUCCGUUCGGUACGCAGAGAACGUGAGUGUAAGCAAAGACGUGGCGAUAAAAUUUUUCUCAGACUAUGAUUCAUUCAAAAACGAGGUUACGAUGUUAAAGUCUCUUCGAUCGCCAUUUGUUGGUGAGUUGCAUGACAUAUACCACGUCUCCAAUGCUGUUGAUUGGAAAUAUGUUACGAUUAUGGACUACUAUCCUAUGAGCUUGGAUGUCUUUAUUCUUAAAAGAAGGGAUAAAAUUAACAGAUUAAACAUAAGAGUGAUAGUACAAUCAUUAGCUCAAGCUAUAGAAUACGUUCAUGACAAGGGAAUAGUGCACCUGGACAUUCAACCGGGAAACUUUGUACGCGAGGAUGGAAUUGAGAACAAGUGGAGAUUGAUCGAUUUUGAGUCAGCGAAAGUCGAUAGAGAAGAAAACGUUAGUAGCAGCACAUUAAGAUAUGCUCCGCCUGAACUAAUCAAAGCGAGCAAACAGCGUACUAAUAUUAAAGCAGAUACUUCGAUGGACAUGUGGUCAUUUGGGUGUACGAUAUAUGAAUUGUUUGCCGGAAAACCUCUGUUCAUAAAUGAUGAUGAGACUAGAACUGCAUUACUUGACACAGGUUGCAUGCAGCACUUUGAAUUUCCCUCUAAAAACGUAUCGGAUCCUCAAGCACGACACGUGCUCAAGAAAUUGUUAGCUAUUAAUCCUACAGAGAGAGCUUCAAUUGAGGAAAUUUUAAGAGGGGCGUAUUUGACUGGUGGUGCCGAUAGUGUUCAGAUACGCAAUAUACGGGCAGAAGUUAACGAGGAGAUCAUAAACAAGAAUACGAACAUUGUUGUUUCCUGCGUGCAAGAGGCUACUAAUAAGAUUGUGAAUAGUAUAUCUGAUGUUACAGAUGCGAAAGUGCCCCGACUAUUCAUAUUAUUACCAGGGGAGGUGUCUGGCAAAAUUUUUAAACCAAACACUUGGGGAAGGAAAAAAUUUGUAAUCCGCAUUCUUUGUGAAGGUCUUGCCGCUAACAACAAGGAAGCCCACUUCACUGACCAUCCUGGUUACGAGUUAUAUCAUCCGGAACAGUUUCUUGCCAAGGCUGGGCCAUACCUUAAUAUCUUGGCCAAGCUCAUGAAAGUUGCUAGUUUCUUUCCAGCGCUGCAAUUCCUGCAUGGUAUAGGUGGCGACUUCAGAUUACUGCUUAACUCUAAGGAAUUCUUCAAAAGCGUAAGCGAAAUUGUUAACGAAUUCAAAACGGAUGAGUCUUUUGCAAAUGAUCUGGCUGGCCUAGAAGAUCCACUCGAUCGCAUGAGAUGUGCGCAGGGUCCUGCACUGCGUGAAUUUAAAGCGUUCUUGGAUAAGAAUGAUCGUUCGCGCGAAUAUGGUGGAUUGAGUAGUAUUACCAUGAACGAUGGACACCGGAGAUGGGUUUGUAAGAGUUGCAAGGAAAAGUUCUUAUUACGAGGAAAUCAUGAACAUUGA
Messenger RNA from Paraglomus occultum, 2030 nucleotides. The record is from the annotation of a GenBank genome assembly. Lineage: Eukaryota; Fungi; Glomeromycota; Glomeromycetes; Paraglomerales; Paraglomeraceae.